Molecule: messenger RNA, 2404 nt
Organism: Ciona intestinalis (vase tunicate)
Lineage: Eukaryota; Metazoa; Chordata; Ascidiacea; Phlebobranchia; Cionidae
Source: RefSeq, a predicted model, not a curated record
UAUCAUAUCUUUUUCGCACUAGUACAGCUAGAACUGCUUGUAUGUGUUGUUUUAUUUAUACUUUUAAAGUAUGCCUGCAACGAUAGCAAGCGUUUGCUGCACACAGGGGUGGAUUUACAUAAAAGGACACGACAUUGCUUCAACUAUAUACACGAAAUGUUACGCGCAACUAAAAGAACAGCAACGACAACUCAACGUAUUUCGUGCGGAACCGAAGUCCAAAGCAUCACAGACGGCUGAUUGGUCUAUAGAUCUUCGAGGUCUGGACUCAAUAACAAAAGAAUUAUCAACACGAGCUAAGGACAAUCUUUCCACUAUUAGCACAAUUUCAAUCAAAUUCAGCACGAGGUCGCCUUUGGAAAUUCGCAUCCGGGCUUUUCAGGCUGAUGAACAAGAGGAAUGGUAUAGAUUUCUUCUUGCGUGUGGUCUUGGAAGACUGCCCGAGGAUACGUCAAACCUUUUGCCAGGGCAGGUUCGUCAAUUAGAAGAUAUUAUUACAGAAUUGGAGACCCUGGAUAGGGUACCGCAGAAACCGACUCUAACGAUAAAAGAGGAUCCCAUUUACGUCACGAUGCGGUCGCCAUCCAUUGAAUCCAACAACGUGUGGCCUGCUGUGCAAUCGCCCUUGAAAUCUCCCAUACACGCUGAGGCUUCUACAAUUGCACAGGUAAAAGAUUGGAAGCCGGCACCAAGGAGACGUGUUUCAGAAAGCAACGUUCCUUCGAAAAAUCUAUCGUUUCAACCCCAAAGUUUGAGGCCGGUUGCUGAACGAAGGGCGAGCCACGACCAUAUGGAACCAACGUUUCAAAGCCCUAAAGGAGCAAGCUGGUUUAUUUCUCGACCACUUGGACGUCAAGAUGCACAAGAAGUAUUGGAGCUUAACAAAGAGUAUGGGAACAUGUUAGUAAGACGACGAACGAAUGGGAUGAGUGAUAUUUGGACGCAUGCAGUUUCCAUUAAGUCCCCAGACCGUGGAAAGCAGCUCAAUUGGUCUCCAGGAAAUAUACUCUCUACCGAAGAGUUUCUGCAUUUCAAAGUUCGAAUGGAACUUUUACCAGAAGGUGAACGUUUCAUCAUCAACCUUUCGAACAAUCAAAAACAUCCCGAACUUAAGUCGUGGGCAAGCGUCAUUGCUUACUUUGAAUCUGCAUCACUUGGAAAAUAUAUUGCUCUUAAGAAAAUCAAAAAGAUGCCAGAGCGUCAAUACGUGGAUUUUAUCGCAACCCGACCAGCAGUUUUUCCACGAAGCAACAGAAGUCUAACAGAAUCCGCCUCCACAUUACAACGAGAACCAAACCCGCUCAGCGAAGCGAGAAGUCGCACCAACGAUGGAAUAGUUAGAGUCGAUACUUGUUUCAAUUUUCCCACCACGAGCACGAACAUUCAGCCGAGAAAUCAUGCAAUGGUUAGAGGAGUAACUUGCCCCACUUUAUCUGUUCAAACGGGCGAAGUUGGUCACUGGAAUUCGAACGAGGAAGCUGACUACGAAUCAACAUACGAAUGAACCAGUUUAAACCGGAUUAAACUUGUAUAUUGUUCAUCAACUGCUGAAACGUGCGCCAUAUUUUUCUUGGUAUAUUUGAUAUAUCAACGGUCAUAUAUAUAUAGAUGCCAUAGUUGAAUCAACUUUCUUAUUGCCAACAUUUUUGUCAAGGGGCAUACAAACGAAAAAUGAAAUUUUGUGAAUAGAUAGGCUCAGAGAUGCUCAAAUGUGAUACCACAAAAGUUUUAAAAAACGAAACAGCUUUUAAAAUAUCGCGUAAAAACUAAAAACGGUCAAAGUUGUGUGACACUUUUUCUUAUGGGAAAUCCCAGCAUGCAUUGUUGCACGGCAGAUUUUUUACUCGAACAGUUGAAUUUACGGUUUUGACAAGUUUUUCAGAAGCUGUUUUAGUGUUUGAAACUUAGGUGGUACCUUUUGAUUACAUUUAAGCAUUUCUAGCAAUACAUAAACUUUAUUUUUUCGUUUGUAUGCCCCUGUUAAGGAAUUAAAUGUUAAUAAAUAAAUGUAAAAAUCACAUAUAUGAUGAAACUCAUUCAUAUUGUUAAUUUGUUUUAUAAGACGGUUUAUUAUUUUAUAAAGACUUUUUUUGUUUAUAAAUAGUUGCAUUUCGGGUAAGGCGUACUGUUCUAUAUAUAUUUUUACAUUGUUCGCAGGUGUAUAUGCUCUUUGUAUGUUAUAUAUUUGUUACUAAAGCUCUGUAUUGUAAAUGCAUUUGAUGUGCUAGUGAGUACGUAUAUGUGUAUACCGAUCACAAAAUAUUAAUGCAAAAAAAGCACCUUUAAAGUUUUCGCAUUUUAAAUAUUUACUUGUAUUAUUGAUUUUUUCAUUCUGUGCAAUCAAAAUAAAAAAAAACAAUUAAAGCAACAUUAUAUAUAUUAUUUUCGUGGCAUAUAUUUUAGC